This is a messenger RNA of Poecile atricapillus (Black-capped chickadee), 8115 nucleotides long. RefSeq names its product nuclear receptor subfamily 5 group A member 2 (gene NR5A2). Gene Ontology annotation, cellular component: RNA polymerase II transcription regulator complex. NCBI's taxonomy places the organism in Eukaryota, Metazoa, Chordata, Aves, Passeriformes, Paridae. Bases 541 to 2046 code for a protein of 501 amino acids. The transcript is spliced from 9 exons. Gene Ontology annotation, biological process: hormone-mediated signaling pathway; tissue development; regulation of transcription by RNA polymerase II. The record is from RefSeq and is a predicted model, not a curated record. Gene Ontology annotation, molecular function: zinc ion binding; RNA polymerase II cis-regulatory region sequence-specific DNA binding; nuclear receptor activity.
ACAAGUUGCAAUUCUUCUGAUUAGAGACUAUCAUGAAAUGGGAUAUAUGGUUUACAGCAGGUCACUAAUGCUGGAAAAAGUACAGAGUCCACUCAAAGACAUGCUCGUUACUUUCUGAAUUCUUGGAUAAUUUUUUUGUUGUUGUUGUUCAUCACGCUGACUUUCACUUAAGGCUAUCAUAGCCUGGGUCUCAAGGCCAGAAAAGUUUACAGGCUGCACCUCUCCUGUACUCAAUGCUGUACCCCUUGUACCCAAGGAUACGGUAUAUUUACACCUAAUAAUGUCUUCUGGUUCCCACGCAGCCAUCAUACAAGAAUCUAUAAAACAUGGACUUACAUCUGCUGAGGGGACAGUUUCUUUCCCAAAGCCUGAGUUGGAGGCACUAGCAAUCUCUAUUUAAUGAAUCCCUAGGAAUUGAAUGCCAUAUCGCCUCGGCAAAAUGAUGAGAGAAGACCAUUGGCUACGGAGUUUGGAAGGUUUCGAGGUGCUGGUGUCGCGGACGGACACGGAGCCCCCAGCCCGGCCCGCAGCCGCCUUGUCAUGCUACCCAAAGUGGAAACGGAGGCCCUCGGACUCGCCCGGUCGAAUGGGGAACAGGGGCAGAUGCCGGAAAACAUGCAAGUGUCUCAGUUUAAAAUGGUGAAUUACUCUUACGAUGAAGACCUUGAAGAGCUGUGUCCAGUCUGUGGAGACAAAGUGUCUGGGUACCAUUAUGGACUUCUCACCUGUGAAAGCUGCAAGGGAUUCUUUAAGCGAACAGUCCAGAAUAACAAAAGGUACACAUGUAUAGAAAAUCAGAAUUGCCAGAUUGACAAAACACAGCGAAAACGAUGUCCUUACUGUCGAUUUCAAAAAUGUCUAAGUGUUGGAAUGAAAUUGGAAGCUGUGCGAGCUGACCGAAUGCGUGGCGGUCGAAACAAGUUUGGACCAAUGUACAAGAGAGACAGGGCAUUGAAGCAGCAGAAGAAAGCUCUUAUCCGAGCAAAUGGACUGAAACUGGAGGCCAUGACUCAGGUGAUCCAAGCAAUGCCAACUGACCUGACAAUAUCCUCUGCAAUCCAGAACAUCCAUUCAGCUUCUAAAGGCCUACCUCUGAACCAUACUGCCUUGCCUCCUACAGACUAUGACAGGAGUCCCUUUGUGACUUCUCCCAUCAGCAUGACAAUGCCACCCCACGGCAGUUUGCAAGGCUACCAAACCUAUGGCCAUUUUCCAAGCCGUGCUAUCAAGUCCGAGUACCCUGACCCUUACACUAGCUCACCAGAGUCAAUAAUGGGCUACUCAUACAUGGAUAGUUAUCAAACAAGCUCACCAGCAAGUAUCCCACAUCUGAUAUUGGAACUCCUGAAAUGUGAGCCCGAUGAGCCACAAGUCCAAGCUAAAAUCAUGGCGUAUCUGCAGCAAGAGCAAGCCAACAGAAGCAAACAUGAGAAGCUCAACACAUUUGGGCUAAUGUGUAAAAUGGCUGACCAAACUCUCUUCUCCAUUGUUGAGUGGGCUAGGAGUAGCAUCUUCUUUAGAGAACUUAAGGUUGAUGACCAAAUGAAGUUGCUUCAGAACUGCUGGAGCGAACUCUUAAUUCUAGAUCACAUUUACCGGCAAGUGGUACAUGGGAAAGAAGGGUCCAUCCUUCUGGUUACUGGGCAACAAGUGGAUUAUUCUGUAAUAGUAUCCCAAGCUGGAGCCACCCUCAAUAAUCUUAUGAGCCAUGCACAAGAACUGGUAGCAAAGCUUCGUUCGCUGCAGUUUGACCUACGAGAAUUUGUCUGUCUCAAAUUCCUGGUGCUGUUUAGUUUAGAUGUCAAAAAUCUUGAGAACUUCCAGCUUGUAGAAGGUGUUCAGGAACAAGUGAAUGCUGCUCUGCUGGACUACACAAUGUGUAAUUACCCACAGCAAACAGACAAAUUUGGGCAGCUUCUCCUGCGACUACCAGAAAUCCGGGCCAUCAGUUUGCAGGCCGAAGAAUACCUCUAUUACAAACACCUGAAUGGGGAUGUGCCGUGUAAUAACCUUCUCAUUGAGAUGCUGCAUGCAAAGAGAGCAUAAAUUAUACCCAUUACAGCUUCUGCUUUCAAGGAAAAGAAAUUAUUCUGAACUGCUCCAAGCAACACUAAUUAAAACGUGGUUUUAAGACUUUGCAAAAUGGUAUAAUAAUCAAAUACUAAUAGUAAAUAAGUGAUGUAUCAGGGUAUUUGUAUUGCAAACUGUGAAUCAUAUGCUACACAUCCCCAAAGGAAUCUAUAUAGGACUUUAUGCUGGAGUGAACUUACCAAGUGGAUACCAUCACCAAUGUCAACAUGAAAAAGGACAGAAUGAUCCUUGUAUAUUUAACUCUCCUGAUUGCCAACAUGAAGAAACCUAGGUGAAAAAAACUUGAUCUGUAUUAUUGAGCUAAGAUGGUGGGGAAUUUGAGUGCACUAAAUUCCUUCACUGCAUAGGACUCGUAAAACAGUUACAACAGAUACAAAACUGUAUCUACGGCAUCUUCUGUCAUCCUUACAAGGACCCAACACUUAUUUCUUCUGUGCUAAAUGAUGUGGCAUCCAUUGAACAAGCUGUAAGAGAGAGCUGGCCUAGGCCACGUGAUGUGUGCUGUGGCCACCAAACCCUCCGAGGCUGGGCCUGCAAACUGCUCCCAGGAUGAGUCUGGUAUCCAGUUAGCUUGGCAUUCUUAACUGUGUCCUGAAGUUUGUUUUGUCACGUGUUCAUGUUGUUCUAUCAGGCAGUAUCCCUCUUCUACUGCUCUUAUCAGAUAGCUGUUAACUAGUUAAGGAAAUAUUCCAAAGUAAAUUAGCCAAUUCAACUGCAUACUCAACCAGGGCAGCAGCUAAAAGAUGGCUCCACUAUAUAUUCAUGGUUGUUUCCAAAUAAAGUAAAUGGAGAUAUUUUAGCCAUCCCUAAAAACACUUUCUUUGACAAGAAAACAGAAAUUAGGACACCAAAUACUGAUGUUUAAAAAACUAAAAAUAAUUUUCUUUAAAAUAAUUUUGUGAUGAAAGAAGUGACAAGUGAAUUGUACAACCAGAUGAUGCCAUGGGGCUUAUUAAAUGAUCCUUAAAAUUUCCAGUAAUUUGUAAACGAAAUUUCAACUCAAACAUCCAAUAUCUAAUGAAACUUCCUGUUUUUAAAGUUAGGUAAUACACCUAUUUUACGCAAAGAAAGAAGAGUGAUACUGCUGUGUCUGUGUAGGCCAAAGUCUGCUGCAGAACAAAUAUUAGAAAAGAACAAACACUUCUCUCUCUGCCCAAAUUAAGAUAUCAGUAUUAACAUGUAGUGCCACAUUUAUAAGUCUUGCCUUAUUUCAUUACCCUUAAAGGUAACUGUGCAGAUGUAGAUCAACAUACGUUUCAAAAUAAAGUAUUAAUCUCUAACAUUGACAAAAACAUAGUGUUUACAUUCUUUAGGUCCUGUGGGGAAAAAACUGUGAUAAAAUUGCAGAGCAGUGAUUUCCUUAUUAUUUCUUUUAAAUUGGUAAUUAUUUUACCAGUACUUAAUUACUGUAUGUCGUGAGACACUAAAAUCAAUAGGGGUAUUUCAUUUUGACUUUAAUUUUUGAGAUUAUCGGCUGCACAAUCACUUGUAGAAACUGUAUAAAAUCCUAAUACUUUAAUUUUUUUCAUGAAGAUUGCUGGCUUUUGAAUAGUUUAUUUAUAUUGUAUAUGAUAGUUUUCACUGUAGACAAAUAUGAUGCUAAUUUAUUGUUCUUUGGUUUCAUCUUUAUAUAAGAUAUAGCCAGAAUGAAGAAGCCAAAUAUAUGUGUUUACUGUAGCAUGUCUUCAAGUUAGUGGAACAUAGUUCAGGGAUGCAGAAGGGUCUUUACAAAUUAAAAUCAUUCACUUGAUUAAAUGUCUGUAAAUCUUCAUAAUUCUGAAUGUGGUUUAUUUAAAUCUAUUGUAAAUUAUGUGAGUUAUAACUUUUUCUGUUUCAUGUGAACUUGAAAAGGUGCAUUUCUCUCACUUUUGUCCAGCCAUUCAUACAUUGUAUACCAAAGACAUCAGUUAUUACAUCUGCAUUAGUACGAAGCACACUAUUUCAAUUGCCUGUAUUAAUCAGCUCUAAUAUUCUGUCCAUGCAUAGGGUACCAACACAGCAAAGCCAAGUGUCUGCAACUCCUACAUGCCUGUCUUGUACCACAGCACACGUGUACUGUCCUACAGACCUCGAGCACCACCCCUCAGCAUCCCCCAGGGCAGAUGAAAAUUAUUGAAAUAUUAUUAUUUAAAUACCAGUGUUCUCCCUCAAACAAAUGAAACUAACAGUAAAGUGUGGGUGCUGAUUGACAGUGGCUGUGAAAUACACAAACAAGAUAAGUGUAGUCAUUCUUCCCUUUUUGAAAGAAAAGCAAAGCAUUAAUUCAAGUGUUUGCAUUCUUUAUUUUCUCUUUUUUUUCCUAUUGAAAUGCUACAGUGAACCUCACUGAAUAUUAAGGAGAAAUCUGAAAAAAUAUUGCUAACUAUUCACAGCACCAUUAUCCUUAUACAGGACAGAGGAAUUAAAUAAGAAUGUACAAGAAAGGAACUAUUUAGGUUAAUGGAAAUGGUUUCAUAUAAUUAAACAUGUAUUUGCCCACAUCCGGGGUUCCAAGAAUCCCAUCAUAUUGCUCAAAGUACAUGAACAAAACAAAACAAAUCACAAAAAGAACCCGCUCACGUUAAUUGUUAACUACUUUGUAACCAAGCAUUUUCUUCUGACUGCCUUAUUGAUUACAGGAUAUAUUAGUUAAAGCAGACUAAAAUUCAAAAGGUUUGGCUUUGGCUGGUUUAUUAUAGUUGUUCUGUGUUUGUAAACAGACAAUCUGUAAAGUCUGGCUAUUUGUAUUACAGAUGUUCUGCAGCUGCCUUGGAUUUAAAUCCAUGCAACUCUUAGAAUGUGCAGUGAGUUACUUGUUGAAGUUGAAGUUCUCUUACUGUAUCAGUGAAAUACAUAUUGUCAUGUCAGUUCUUGCCAAGAGUUUCUCAUCACCAAUGGAAUUAUUUUUUUCAGUAUUUCAAUAAAUAUUGAUAUGCCCAUGCUGAUUAUUUUAUAAUUGUCUUUAUAAUACCAUCAUUCCACUGAAAUGAAGCAUCCGUCAAAAAUCAGUUACUUAGAAGAAGAGAGUAAAAUGCAGGAGAAAUAUGAUCACCAAAGAGAAUUUGAUACAAGUGGAAGACACAAGUGUAGAGAACAGCACCUUCAAAAGUUCAUACAGCAAUGGUGACAUUGCCUAGGCUGAAGCCAAGAAAAUGCAGCUAAAACAGAUCAGAAAAGCUGAAUCUCUAAUCAGAAAGAAAUUUACCACUUAAUACUUUCAAAUUAAUACCUUUGAUCUCAUACUGCACACGUAAAUUUCACUUUACAUGUACUUUUGCAGCCAAAGCAUCAGGGAGAGAAAAUGACAGAACGAAAGAAAAUCAGGUAACAGGAUCCACCGGAGCUCAGGAUAACCUCUCAGCAAUGUAAAUACAUGGCAGGGCCAGGGGCAAACCCACAGCUUCCAACACAACUGCCAGUGCAGGCUGCCAAGGAGACAGAUGUUACUGCUACUAGAGAAAAUAUUUUCCUAAAGCUGCCCUCUGGCUCAUUUGAUUGCUGUUCUGAGAGCAGGAGGUGAAGUGGUCCACGAGAGCUUGUCAGCUGUACCCUGCUGUUUUGAGACCGAGUCCAGUGCUUCUCCUGAACUGUCUGGUAGCUGAAAUGGGGCCGUUCUCUCAGGUGCCAAAUGUUAAUGCUUCAAGGGAAAAAAAACAAGGCUAUAAUUAGUUAUUUACAAAUCCUGCACUUGAGUGAAACAAAGUUGGUUUAGUGUUGCAAUAAAAGCAGAGUAAAACACAGAGGAUUUGGUGGCUUACAAAUGAGGAAGGAUUAUUUUAACUUUUAGAAAUCAUAACUGAAAACCAUGGUUUUGCAGAAGACCCAGGGGAGAUUUCAGGGUUGAUAUAUUUUAGAUUGUUUUCCUUACAAGAGAUAAAUUUUGGUGUGAUAUAUUUAGUAUACACAUUACAUGUUUAAAGUAUGAGGGGAUUUAUUUUUAACUGAGUUUCACACUGCUUCUGGAACAAUCUGCUGUAUAUUUUUAUUGGAAACAUGGAAAGAGUGAGUUCAAUGUAACACAGGUCAAGUCAGUACAAUACUUGGUGAUCUUGACAAUUUCCUGGAAUACUGAAUAACACUCUAUUAACCCCUACCUUGAAGGCCGUAGUCUAAAUACAUCACAAGAGUUUUAAUAAUAUUUUUACCUUCUCUGACAGUUUCUGGUUUUUUCCAGGGAAAUUCUAUAUUGUUGCAUCUGUCAGAAUUUGGAAUGGCAAACAGCAUUAAACUAACAGCAAACCAAGAAAGUUGCAGAUAAACUAUUAGGGGCAGAUCCUAGAGCUGUAUUACACUAUGACACUGGCAUGAGCCCAAAUAUUUCUGUGACAGUCAAGCAAAUUCAGUUGCACUUACGUAGAAAAAAGAUACAUUUUCUUAGGGCAACUUGUCAACAGAAAAACUUUUCCUGAAUGAUAAAGGUAAGAGGGGACAUGACCCUCAAAUGGAGUAUAGAGCUGACAUCUACUCUGAUGCUGGUGGAUCUCAGCAGCAGGCAGCAGCACUAGAAGUUGCUUGAUAGAUACAGUCUGGUCUGGCACACAUUGGUGGGACAAGAUGUAGAUUAUCUGCAUCAAGAGAAUUCGGUUUGCUCCAAUACAUAACAAAAUGCUCUCUAUUUUGCUGACAGUUUUGAAGUUUGGCAUGCAAACUUGGACUUGCAAUACUAGGUGAGUUUUCACCAUUGCCCCAAGAAGAUCCUGACCCAUUUCCAUUUCACUGUAACUUCUCUAAAUCCUACAUUAAGUGCUGUGAAUGUCCUGUGCGUGCCCCAGGGGACAAUUCAGACUUGAGGUAAAGCAAGGUGGCGGAGCACAAGCUCCUGAUGGUUUCUGUAUUCAUGCAAGCCUAGACCACCGCUGCCCUGCCUCAGCAAGGACUGCAGGGCUUACCAUUAGUUGCUAAUAAAACAGAGGCCAAAACAAGCAGCACUGGAGUCACAAUUAUGUCCAUUGACAUCUUGCCCUCCCUGUGUUCAGGGAUGAGGGUGUAAAUGGGUGAAAUGGCUCUCAUGCUGAGGUGCAGCAUGUCAGAAUGCUUCCAGUAACACUGAUUGCUUAUCAUGCUGCUGCAUACCAGAACCUUCACAGAGCAAGAUCCUCCCUGUGCAGUGUUCACAUCAAUCACCCUGCCACUGAUGCUGCUGAACAUUUGCUGGAUACCACCAAUCCAGGCUGUCAGUUGCAAUUAUCAAGCAAAACAGGGACUCUGCAGCAGAGGGAAUAAAGCAUGUUUGUGGGAAGGACCCCGAACAAGCUCCUGUUUGUACAACAGAAAAUGCUGACGGCCUUUCAGUAGUUGCUGGCAUGCCUACAGACGUGUGCACACCCCCACAUGCCACCUCUGGGAAUUCCUAAAACACGCUCAAACAUCCAGUAUUUCUGUUCCUGUAUCAAAUAUUUUAUGAGGCACAGCUCCCUGGGGGACACAGAGUUUCAGUCAUACGCACAGGUCGAUUCCUGCUCCGCAGUGGUGUCCUCCGACUCAUAUAAGCAGAAGAGUGUUGGUGCAGAAUAGCAGAGAAUUGAGGCAGACAUUUCAAAUCAAUACUCUGGUGUUUAUACCUUGCACUACAUCAUGACAGCUGUCCUGCUCUUUACAACUUGGUCUUGAUAAACAUAUGUCAAAGAAGGAAAGUUCUGCAAAGAGCUCUGCUUCCUAUACCAAGGCAGCACACUGAAAUUGUACAUUAAAAGAAGGUCUGAACGAAUGCCUUUGUUUGAACUCAACAAUAAAAGAUAUAGAAGAUUGUAAAUGUCUGUUAUGAUCAGUCCAUAAACAAUAGUAGAGAGCAAAAGAGAUAACAGGGGAGGAAUAGCUCCACAAGUAAAAUAAAAAAAGGAAGCACAUGGACAUGGAGGAGACAUGAGAAUAUUUAUGUUUCAUAAAUAUUUAAUCUUGAUUCACUUUUAAUCUAAAAGAAAAAAAAUUAAAUAAAAUAUGCUGGAUUAUUAUAAUUGCUUUGAAGUAUUAACAAGGCCUGAAUAAAUUAUCAUGUAUAUAUUUUAGGGACCUGCCACAGUAAGCCAUAUUGGAUUUAGUUUUCAU